CGACACCGGUCACUUGACAAAAUCGGUCUGAUGACUAAACUUCAUGGGUCAUGUUUGCGGUACGCAUUAAAGAUUAAUAGUACUCGGGCACAAGUCACGAGCGUAACCGGAUGAUCUGAUUCACCUUAUCCCAAACACUUACACAACGCUCAGCCCAUAAAAACAAGAAGUUCUGGUAUGUUGUAAGCUAUAUUGGCAAGGGUAAUUGUGGCAGGCGACGAGUACUUUAGCACAGAGAAGAGAACCCAACAGGAACCUGCCAGCCAUAAACAAAGAAGACAGGAAUAAGUGGGCCAAAAGUUAAGAUACUCAAAAAAUUGAUGUGACGAACGGCGCUCCCAAAAAGCAACUUCAAGAAGCAAAGUGUCAGUAAAUUUAGAAAGUUGUCUAUUCUCGAGGAUGCGGUCCACAUACUUUGUAGUGUUUAUAUUCAGUACGGUGACAUGUGUCCUAGCGCAGAUCCCAGGAUUUGGAAAAUGCCCCGCUCCUCCAGUGAAACAAAAUUUUGAUGUUGAUCAGUAUGUUGGGGUUUGGUAUGAAUACCAGCGAUACUUUGCCGUCUUUGAAUUUGGUCUGAAAUGCGGACGUGCCGAAUAUACUUUGAAAGAUGACGGGCAUAUCCUCGUUAACAACACUGGGACCAAGAAAUGGAGUGGGAAAAGUACUGAGGCCAUAGGAGACGCGUUCGCCCCGGACCCAGAUGAACCAGCUAAAAUCAUUGUUAAUUUUGGAGGAGCCCCCAGCACUGGCAAACCUAAUUAUUGGGUUUUGGAUACUGAUUACAAUACCUUCUCUGUAGUGUACUCAUGUGCCGACUUUGGAGGCUUCUUGCAUGCAGAUAUCCUGUGGCUGCUCUCACGUGACAAAGCUGGUUUGCCAGACGACUUGACUAACCAGCUUAGGUCCCGGUUGGAACAACAAGGUUUAAGAACGAAGUACUUGAUGAAUAUUAAGCAAGACGGGUGUACUAACUAUUAAAAACUCUGCCAAAAACAUGGUUGCCAAAACUACAAACUAUAUAAAGGGCACUGAUUUGUAUACCUAGAUCAUUUUCCUUAGAAGCGUUAGUAUUUUGUUUAUAACCGUUUGCUAUAAAGACAAUAUAUCAAAUGUGCUCCUGGUGUGAUUAAAAGUAUUACAACAAUAAACGUUGAACUUUAUCUAA
Molecule: messenger RNA, 1165 nt
Organism: Lingula anatina
Lineage: Eukaryota; Metazoa; Brachiopoda; Lingulata; Lingulida; Lingulidae
Product: apolipoprotein D
Biological process (GO): response to reactive oxygen species; lipid metabolic process
Cellular component (GO): cytoplasm
Molecular function (GO): pigment binding
Source: RefSeq, a predicted model, not a curated record